Molecule: messenger RNA, 948 nt
Organism: Debaryomyces fabryi
Lineage: Eukaryota; Fungi; Ascomycota; Pichiomycetes; Serinales; Debaryomycetaceae
Gene: RPP1
Product: RNA-binding RNA processing protein
Exons: 1
Coding region: 1-948 (315 amino acids)
Biological process (GO): tRNA processing
Cellular component (GO): nucleolar ribonuclease P complex
Molecular function (GO): RNA binding
Source: RefSeq, a predicted model, not a curated record
AUGCUAUUUGAUUUGAAUGUGCCGUGGCCUAGUAAUAGCUACGCCACUAAGCCAACGCCCCAGCAAAUUACAACUCUCCUUAAUACCAUCACUACCUUAUGUACCUUGGGUUAUACGCACAUCGCUAUAAAUUUUACAUUAAGUGAAAAUGUUAGAUUCCCUAAUAACCAACAGGAAAUGAACCCAAUCCAAAUAAAAAUGAUAAAAGAACAUUUUAAGGACUCGUUUCCAAAACUUAAAUUGUUCACACGAUUGACAAUAGUGAUCAACGACCCGUCACAAUGUCAAGGACUUUCGAAAGUACAGAAUUCGUUUGACUUAAUAGCAGUACAACCAACAAGUGAAAAAGGAUUACAAUUGGCAACAACAAAUCUCGAUAUUGAUUUGAUUUCUUUCAAUAUGGCUAGCAAAUUGCCGUUUUUUUUGAAACAUAAGACAAUUGGAAGUGCGUUAGAGAAGGGUAUAAAAUUUGAAAUUUGCUAUUCACCUAUGAUCUCAGGACCAGCAGGAUACUCGAUUCAAACAGCAAAUGACAAUAUGAGUUUAUCUAAAACAGCCAUGUUGGUGAGAAAGUACUUUUUCAGCAAUGUUUUGCAAUUAAUCCGAGCAUCUAGAUCAAAAGGUUUGAUUGUUUCCAGUGGUGCAACACAGGCAUUGCAAGUACGUAAUCUGUCCGAUAUAUUAAUCUUAUUAAAGACUGUUGGUUUGGAUAAUAGUAGGGCGAAGAGCUGUGUUACUGAUAAUCCAGAAAAAGUUUUGGUCAACGGAAGAUUGAAGAUCAAAUCGUAUAAGCAAACUAUUGCAGUUGACAAUGAUAAUAGCAAGGGUGAUGUUUUGUAUAAUAACGAUAAGGAAGAUGGUGCUAAGAAAACAGAUAGCGCUGGAUACAAGAAGAAGUUGAGCGAUAGCUCUGGCGGUAGUUUGCUAAAGAAACAAAGGAUCAAAUAA